AUGUUCACGUGCAACGGCCAGUCCCCUUGCCCUACGCUAUAUGCUGAGGAAGGGGAUAUUAUCGACUUGAGUGCAAAGAGUGACAUAUAUGCUCAAUCGUCAAUCCAUAUGACUCUUGGACCUUGGAACGAUGGAACUGCAGGUCUCUCUCAAUUCCCAACCCUCCCGCGAAGUAACUGGUCUACCGCCUAUGAUACAUCAGGUGCAUGGGGGCUGAACUGGUUCAUUGACCACACUACCACAGCAUCGGCCGAUGGUCGUGUGCACUGUCGUCAACCUGGAUAUGAUUACAUCAAUGGCCAUGCACUAGAUCAGAAGGGAUGCAUCCAACCUCCUGGGUUGCCUGAUGAGACUUGUACACCAAGCGAAGCGGACUAUGAGGUCAUUGAAACUCAAGGUCAGAAGUAUCUCAUGUUGAAUCUCAUCAACUUGGGCUUCGAGCAUUCUGUCAAAGUCUCUAUCGACCACCACAAGAUGACUUUAGUGGCCAACAACGGUGGCUUUGUCUUUCCAGAAUCGUCAGAUGUUGUGUACAUCCCAGAUCCCAGUCGUGUGACAGUGUUGGUACAUCUAGAUGCUGAACCAGAUGAUUACGCCAUCCGCAUAUCUUCAACCAGUGAACUCCAGAACCUUCAUGGCUAUGCCAUCUUGAGAUAUCGGUUUGUUCCUCCGUAUCCUGAAAAUCCUCCACUAUCAGUCACCAAACAUCGACCAGCACAGGCCGACUUGACUUUCAGAUUAACAGCAGACUCCCAGUCAUCAAAAACUGAGCGUGCACCAGAGUAUUUUCUCAAUGGCAAGCCAUGGCAACUCUUCCACGGCUCAAUGUUGCCUCUUCUUUUUCACGCUGCGAAUGAAACGUUGGAAAAGCCUGUCAUCAGUAACCUGCCUCUAGGCUCGGUGGUGGAUCUCAUAAUUGAGAAUCGUAUCAACGAAACGAUAUCAUUCUACAAGCACGGUGAACCCUCAUGGCUUCUUGGUUCUGGUGCGAACGAGAGAUUCCCUGGAGAGACUGUGGAAGACGUAAUGCAGAGACCAGCGCUGGGUUGGAGUGUUUUGAGAUUCAAGGUGACGUCCCAGACAGCAACGAUGCUACAUGCUGCGAAGCUGAGAUACUUUGCUUUGGGAAUGACAGUGCCUAUCCUGGAGGGAAUUACAGUGGACACGCCACUGAAAGUUCCCGAAUCGGUCGUUGACAGGCCCCAUGUCGACUUUAAGCCCGCCCACGAUGGUAUUUUUGGAUGA
Fusarium graminearum PH-1 is the source of this 1245-nucleotide messenger RNA. RefSeq lists its product as uncharacterized. The transcript has 9 exons. Gene Ontology annotation, molecular function: oxidoreductase activity; copper ion binding. The record is from RefSeq and is a predicted model, not a curated record. The coding region runs from base 1 to 1245 and encodes 414 amino acids. NCBI's taxonomy places the organism in Eukaryota, Fungi, Ascomycota, Sordariomycetes, Hypocreales, Nectriaceae.